This is a messenger RNA of Exaiptasia diaphana, 1785 nucleotides long. RefSeq names its product WD repeat-containing protein 41. The transcript has 15 exons. Bases 106 to 1434 code for a protein of 442 amino acids. Gene Ontology annotation, molecular function: protein binding. The record is from RefSeq and is a predicted model, not a curated record. NCBI's taxonomy places the organism in Eukaryota, Metazoa, Cnidaria, Anthozoa, Actiniaria, Aiptasiidae. Gene Ontology annotation, cellular component: lysosomal membrane. Gene Ontology annotation, biological process: regulation of autophagy.
ACGUGAAAGAAGUGGGCUGUCUCUACAAAACAUUUCGAUUAGAGAGAAUUUUAGUUUCCAAUUCAAGUAUUUGUGCUGUUGAUUUGUAAGUUUUCAUACCAAGAAAUGUUUCGUACAAGGAACUGGAAAAAAAAGGUGUCAAAGAUUGAGAGAUCAGAGGCUGAAAAUAUACCAGAAAUUACUGAUGAUCAAACCAGGAAUCCAUUCACAGAAAUCUUACUGCUAUCAUGCCACAAGAACAUUGUACAUCUUCUAAUGGUCAUCGAUGAUAGAAUACUAGCAUCGGCUGCAGAUGAUAAUACAGCAGUAUUAUGGGAUGUGCAGACAGGAAAAAGACUUCACAUACUUCAAGGUCACAGCCGACCAAUUACUUGUAUGCUUGUCCUAAAUAAACACCAAGAUAUCUCAAGUGACGACUCUUCUCUUCUCCUAUUGACUGGUUCUUCUGACAAAAUAAUCUGUGUAUGGAAUAUUGAAGAUGGUCUUUGUUUACGUACCAUCACAGAACACAAUAGUUCUGUAAAGUGUCUUGUCUCAAUGAAGGAGGAAAACGUUUUCUUUUCUGGUGGGCAAGACUUAUGUUUAUGGGAUGAACAGGGAAAUUUACUACAUAAACUAGAAAGAAAACUAGAACACUCUGACAUUCACACAGUGUUACCAAUCAAGAACAGUAGAGUGAUCACUGCUUCUAACAAGUCAUCUCUGGCUGUYUACCACAUUGUUCGCCAGUCCAGUAACAACUGUCUCCAAAUUGAACUUUUCAAGAAACUUUCUCCUCAGAGAGAGAGCAUUAGAUGUUUGAUAAGUGUUGCAGACAGCAUGUUUGCUUCAGCCUCAUUAGACGGCGCUAUAGUGUUAUGGAGUACAUUAUCAUUGUCAUAUACUGGACAGAUGAAUUACAUGAAGAACUAUGAAGGCACGGAUCAUAUGUUUCCUUACAGUGUGCAACAUCUCUUUGCUGUAGAUCAGAGAUACAUUUUUGCUUCUAUUGGACAUGGCUUCUUUGUGUAUGAUGCUUUGUCAGGUCGUUGCCUUGCUCAAGUCAAAGCUGCACAUAGUGGCAAGAUUGUUCACUCGCUCUUGUUAUGCAAUGGGUUCCUUCUUGGGACUUGUUCUGAGGAUGGUGCAAUUCGACUGUGGGGAUCACAAUGCCCUGUAGUUGUAGAGAAUUGUAGCCAAGCUUCUGAAAUAGAAAAAUUCCUUGGUUUGAGCUUAAAGGAAGUACUGAAAGCAAAGGAGCCUAUAGAACCAACCCUACUGGGGGAGUGUUUGGCUCACUCUGGUACAGUCCAUACUGCAGUUGACUGUGGCUUGGAGGGAUUUGCAUCUUGUGGAAGUGAUGAUUUAGUUAUUCUGUGGAAGAAUGGAGCGUUGCAGCGGCAAAGACGAAACGAAACACUGCGACAAGUUCUAUUCUUUGAGAAUUGUUAUUAACAAAAAUACUGGUCCAACCGUCUGGUGUGAAGGACUCAGAUAGUAGGAGAGUAUAACAUUCUGUAUUUCAAUGACAAUUCAUUCACAACAUUAGUCUAAAUUCACCAGUUAAAUGCAGUACCCGAACUGCCAAUUAACAUAAAGUCAAUCAAUCCUAAAAUUAUGUAAAAAUUCACAUGUAUUAAAAUACAUUUUUUUUUUUAAUUUUUAUUAAAAUUAUGUUUAAUAAUUUCAAAACAAGUAUUCGGUUUAUUAGUUGAGCAAAAUAUGUAGAAACAAAUUAGAAUAAUUUAAUAGAUUAUCGAUUAAUUAAUAGAUUAAUGAAUGCCUUUAUAAAAUACGUAAUUGGAG